UGUCUGGAAAGUGUCCAUAUAUCAGAGAACUGCAGGUGGCCCUUCUCACAGUUUACACCUCACUGAGCCGGAAAACCUCUUGGCUUUGAAGAUUACUUUCGGAUCUAACCUUUCCUUGAGAAGAAAACAAGUGCUCCCAGCUGCACGAUGAUGCUGGACUCUGUUAGCCACAAUAACUUCCUGCCAAACACAGCGAUGUGUGAAUCUUUGACAUCAUGGUCAGAUGUAUUUGGAAUAGUGGAUGAACAAUACUCACUAUUUGAUCAUCAAACAGCUUGUGAUUCAUCCUGGACUUCUAUGCAUCCAGAAUACUGGUCAAGACACAACGUCUGUGAAUGGCUACAGUUUUGCUGUGAUCAAUACAAACUGGAUGCUAAUUGCAUUUCCUUUUCCCACUUCAACAUAAAUGGUCACCAGCUCUGUUGUAUGAACCAAGAAGAUUUUUUAAAUGCAGCUGGUAUUUGUGGUGAAUACCUCUACUUCAUUCUCCAAAACAUCAAGACUCGUGGCAUCUCCUUCUUUCAGGACAAUGAAGAUACAAAGUCAUCUGAAAAAGACUAUAAUGAUAAGGCAUGUUUGAGAACAGGUGGCAUCAAGAGUCAAGAGUUUCAAGGUCACAGUAGAACAAGUCUGCAGAGUUCUCACUUGUGGGAAUUUGUACGAGAUCUUCUCUUGUCCCCUGAAGAGAAUUCGGGUAUCCUGGAAUGGGAAGACAGAGACCAAGGCAUCUUUCGUGUAAUCAAAUCAGAUGCUCUGGCAAAGAUGUGGGGACAAAGGAAAAAAAAUGACAGAAUGACUUAUGAAAAGCUAAGCAGAGCACUCCGGUAUUAUUAUAAAACUGGAAUUUUGGAACGAGUUGACAGGAGAUUAGUAUAUAAGUUUGGAAAAAAUGCACAUGGAUGGCAAGAAAGCAACUCAUGAGAUACCUAUAUCUUUGGACUCAUUAUCCAAUAAACAAUGUGAACGUCAACUCCAACAGAUGGAAGUACUCUGCCGGCUUUUCUAGAUUGAGGUGGCCACAUAUUCUGAAUAACUGGAUAAAAUAACCAUUAAUAGACAAUCUGGAUCAGGAAAUGUACUGCCUUUGCACUUUUUAUGUACCAUAUAACCUGCAUGGCAUAAGCACCCAUAAUAUGGUUUCAAUCUUUCCAGUAAUCUGGUGCAAUUUUGCUCUGAAAGCCAGUAAGAGUUUGUCAUCAGUACUUAAACCUAAAUUCCAGCAUUAUAAUACUUCCAUUUUGAGUUUGAUGGAAUUUUGAAUCGCAUUUUCUUGAUAUCAUCUUUAUGGGUGGGCAACCGAUUGCCAUGUGGUCUGUAUGAGUCUCUGUAAUAUUUUUUUACAGGCUCAAAGACCUGUAGAAGUAGUGCCUUUAAUACUCAGCAGCAGAGUCCAAGAAAGCAGUGCAGUUUCCUAUUGCUUGAAUGGAAAAUAACGUGUGUGUUUUAAAAAGAUGUGUUUAAAUAAUAUUAAAAAGUACUCAAAUGUAAAAAAACAAACGAAGAUUUGCUUCCCAGCUGGUAAAAGAUAGCCCAUGUCUACCAUCACACUUGAAUAAUCAUUUUUCUCUAUCGUAUCAAUCUGAAGGUGGAUAUGUGAUCUUCCAGAUAUAGUUGAAUUGGAACUCCCAACAGCCUCAGAAAAUAUAACCAAUGAAAAUGGCACAUCGAUCUAAUUCAUGCUUCUCUGCCUUUGCAUUCAAAAGCAAUUUCAUCUUGCCUGCAGCAACAUUCUUUGGUACGGUUAUGCAGAUAGUCACAACAAUAUUUGUCACAGCAUGAAUAAAAAAAAUUAUUUGUGGUACUGUAUAUGAAGGUUACACUUGAGUCCAUACACAGACUUGGGAAAGACUGGUUCUGAUUCCAGCUGGAUAAGGAUUUGCUGCUACUAUUCAUCUUUUACACAUGCGAAAGGAACCAAAACCAAUAUUUCUGCUUCAGAAUUUGUGAAGUUUUUUGUUUCUUCAGGAAGAAAAGCACUGUGUUUUGUGUUCACUUCUGUAAUCUGUAAAACAUGAAAAGACUUUAUAAUUUACACUCCCUCACUCAAAUCAAGGUUCUACAUCAAGAAUGUAGUCGAAUAAAUGUUUUAAGUUGGCUCCUUA
Pseudonaja textilis is the source of this 2102-nucleotide messenger RNA. RefSeq names its product E74 like ETS transcription factor 5 (gene ELF5). Gene Ontology annotation, cellular component: nucleus. NCBI's taxonomy places the organism in Eukaryota, Metazoa, Chordata, Lepidosauria, Squamata, Elapidae. Gene Ontology annotation, biological process: cell differentiation; regulation of transcription by RNA polymerase II. The record is from RefSeq and is a predicted model, not a curated record. Gene Ontology annotation, molecular function: sequence-specific DNA binding; DNA-binding transcription factor activity, RNA polymerase II-specific.